Molecule: messenger RNA, 1206 nt
Organism: Nothoprocta perdicaria
Lineage: Eukaryota; Metazoa; Chordata; Aves; Tinamiformes; Tinamidae
Product: avidin-like
Exons: 4
Coding region: 6-458 (150 amino acids)
Molecular function (GO): biotin binding
Source: RefSeq, a predicted model, not a curated record
CCAACAUGAAGGAAGAAAAAGGAACGAAUACCAAGUGGUGGCUAGACAGUGAGAAGAGGCAACCCGUGAGAAGCAGCAAGUGCAACCUGACUGGGUGGUGGAAGAACGACCUGGGCUCCAAGAUGCAAGUGUUCAAAGUGGACAACAAGGGCAACUUCUCCGGCAUGUACCACACUGCCGUCUCGAGCGCCCAGAAGCCAAUCCAGCCCUCGCCCCUCCAUGGGUCCCAGCACUUGGACGAUGACAAUCAGUGCACGUUUGGCUUCACCGUCAACUGGCAAAGUUUCUCCGACUCCACAGCUGUCUUCGUGGGCCAGUGCUUCGUGGACGACAAGGAGCAGGAGGUCUUGCAGACAGCCUGGCUCCUGCGCGAGAAGGUCGACCACCUGGACAACGACUGGAAAGCCACCAGGACGGGCCGCAAUGUCUUCACUCGGGUGAACCCAAAGGAAGAAUAAAAACCUCUCCGACAGCACCUCUGCCAGCCUAGGAAAGGUGCUGUGCCACAGAUCUCAGUCCUACCUGCCACGGAGGAUGGUGCAAUCUUCUGCUUGUCACCUCACUUACCUGUGUGUCACUUCUCACUCUUGUAGCUUAGUACUGCUGCAGGUCUGGGGAAACUGGUGGGCUGUGUGCUGAUGCCACCAGGGACUUGGCAGGAGCUCCGCUCAGGCUGCUUUGAGGUUCUUCAGCAAGAAGCUCCUUCCAAACCAGGAGCAUCAGAGGCAGGACAGGAAGACCCUGUGUGCCCCAGCUCCUCUCUAGCUGGGACUUGGCUCUCAGCUGGGGCGCUUGCUGUGCUCAGAGCAAGGGCCUUUGCUCAGCGGCUUGCUGCCUCUGAGCUUUGUAUGUUGGAGGCAGCUCCCUUCCACACAUGGGACCUCAUAACACUUCUGAAGCCCACAUCAGCUCUGAAAAAAACAAUGAGAGUUGAUUUUUUUCUCUGAUAAGCUCCUCACAAGGGACUCAGGAGCUUCCCCUUCACACUCCAUGUUCUCCUACUCUUGGGGACUCUGGUGACGGCGCCACACCAGAAGCUCCAACACCUACUAUCACCUCUGCACGAGAGCCACUACAGACAUGCAAAGCGGGCGUCUUCCUAGUAAGACUAAGACCUAGACAAAGUAGUCUUCCUCACCUUCACAGUCACCUCCAAACCAUCCCUAUGAGCAAUCCCUAGAUGACCUACGUGGCGUAGGGAUGCCU